AAAAACAUUUUAGCCUAUUCAAACUUGUUACACCAAAGUAGUUACAAGAAGCAUAAAUACAUAUAAUUAUUAUCAUGGAAACUACAAUUCUUUCUUCGAUAAGAAAUCCUCUAUACUCAUUUUCUCCCCUAGCCAAAACUUCAAAACUCAACUCGAGAAAUAACAACAAUAAUGUUAGAAUAGUCUCAGCUCUUCGGAGGAGUAACUCUUACGAGUCUCAAUAUGAAGGUCGUCUAGUGGAUGAAAAUAUGAUCGUUUUGAGAAAAAGGAUCCACGAAAUGAAGGUAGUUGAGAGAAAUUACGAGCCUCCUAAGGAAUGGAUGGAAUGGGAGAAACAAAUGUACGCUCAAUAUGAUGAGUAUAUAUGCGCGGUUUUGGGUGUGGUUCAAACUCAAUUGAUGAAUACUCGACCUAGUGUUGCCCUUGGUGCCCUGGCUUUGCUUACGUUGAGUGUGCCUACUUCGAUUCUUUUGCUUGCUUUCCACUUUACAUAGGUUGCUUAUAUUAUACGAUCAUCAAGUUUUAUAGUACGUAGUAAUUUUUUAAAAGCAUAGACUGAAGAUCUGGUUUUGACAAUGUACAUAUUUCUCAUUUCUAGUGCUUAAUACUUAGAUUUGGGGUUGAUUAAGCUAAGAUUUUUAAUGGCGACCCCUUAAGAAUUAGUGACUUGUUUAUUACAGUAAUUUAUUGUAUGUAUGUUUAAUUUACUUAAAAUAAUAAGGGUUACCUAGCAAUUUCAUCUAUAUUAGAU
Molecule: messenger RNA, 751 nt
Organism: Chenopodium quinoa (quinoa)
Lineage: Eukaryota; Viridiplantae; Streptophyta; Magnoliopsida; Caryophyllales; Amaranthaceae
Exons: 1
Coding region: 75-494 (139 amino acids)
Source: RefSeq, a predicted model, not a curated record